Molecule: messenger RNA, 1848 nt
Organism: Mollisia scopiformis
Lineage: Eukaryota; Fungi; Ascomycota; Leotiomycetes; Helotiales; Mollisiaceae
Exons: 4
Coding region: 114-1703 (529 amino acids)
Biological process (GO): mitochondrial calcium ion homeostasis; calcium import into the mitochondrion
Cellular component (GO): mitochondrial inner membrane; uniplex complex
Molecular function (GO): calcium channel activity; uniporter activity
Source: RefSeq, a predicted model, not a curated record
UACUACAGCACUAGAGCUCUCAGGAACUAAACUCAAUAUAAACAGAAUGUACACAAAUUCCAUCCCCUUAAUCCCAUUCCCUCUUCAUCGCGAACUUUCACCUCGUCCUCGAGAUGCGGGCCUCGGUCUGCUUACGUCCUCGAGCUCUAGUGAGCAUCAAUGUUUCACAGCGCUCUUCUUUCCAGCCAUUAAUCAUAUCUACCUUCCGCAGUAGACCACAACCACAACCACAACCACACCUCACCUCGCCCUCUAUCCGCGCAUUUUCAAUAAGCACAACAAGAUGGAAAGAAGACUACGCCAGCCAGGCAAAAGCCCUGAACCAGAAAGGUCUCGAGGACCAAGAAUCCGGCUUCAACAACCAAAUCGACAACGCGAUCGGUCAAGCAGAGGAACUACAGGCCCGCACACCAUGGCACCGAGAAGGCAGUGACCAACCCCCCGUCAAGCGUCCCCGGAGCGCUGGAGCCAUGACCAAAGGCAAACUCCUGACCACCCCGUCCCGCCUCCUCAAACUGAUCCUCCCCCUCACAACCCUCGACAAGAACACAGACCGCAAAUCCAUCGAACCCCUCGCCCUGCUCGUGCACCCGCAACAACCGCUCUCCUACCUAGAACGACUGAUCCAAUCCGAGCUCCCGCUCAUAAAAUCCAAAGACGGGAAAGAUAAAGCGCCCCAGGUGUAUUUCCGCGCCGAGGAUAGCGUGCAGGAUGAGAUUAAAGCGGAUACGAGGGAUGGGUCUCUGCCUGCGUCUAAGGAGGAAGAAGAGCAGGAAGAGGGGAGCGAUGAGCAGAUGAUUGAUGGGAAGCUUGUUAAGUUGGGGAAGAUUGAGAAUUCGUUAGAGAAGAAGGAAGACCAGGAUUCGACAUCGCCAUAUGAUGUCGAUAAGAAGAAAUUGGAACAACACAUGCGCGGCGGCCCUGGUGAGGGAGGCGUAGAAUCAUAUUCUGGGAAGGGGAGAGAACGCUCUUCUCCCGAGGACGGGGAACGUAAGUUCGUGCGUUGGUCCUCGUCUACUGAGAUAGGAGACUUCAUCCGCGACGCCGCCCGCGGCGCCGAAUUCGCCGUCGAAAUCGAAGGUGCCUCGCACGAGAUCCUCGUCGGCGUUCCCUCCUUCAACGACCGCACGCACUACCUACGCGUACGUCUGCGCAAGACCUCACGGAAACUAGCCGACCUCGCCAGCUUGAAGAAAGAAUGCGAUGAGUUGGCACACAGGAGCGCGCAGCGGCUGGCCAUGGGUGGGUUUGCGGUGCUGCUUACGUGGUGGGGGGCUAUUUAUCAUUUUACGUUCCAGACGGAUUAUGGGUGGGAUACUAUGGAACCUAUUACUUAUCUAGCAGGUCUGUCAACGAUAAUGCUAGGUUACCUCUGGUUCCUGUAUCAUAAUCGCGAGGUUUCUUACCGGGCAGCACUCAACCUGACCGUCUCUCGGCGCCAAAACCACCUCUACCAGGUCCGUGGCUUCGAUGUGCAGAAAUGGGAAUCGUUGAUCGAGGAAGCGAAUGCGUUGCGGAAGGAGAUCAAGCAGGUGGCGAAUGAGUAUGAUGUAGAAUGGGACGAGAGACAAGAUGAGGGCAGUGAGGCGGUCCACGAUGCGCUGAAAGCGGAGCGAAGGAAGGGGAAGAAGGACGAAGAUGAUGAUGGAGACGAGGAUGAGAAACCGGACAAGAAGAGCGAUGGGAAGGAAAAGGGUGAUUGAGUUGUUGGUACGGAGAUUGUUCCGUUUGUUUGUUUUCUUUUUUCCCCAUGCUUCAGUCCUUGCAUCAGCGAGCGAGCGUCAUUCCGCAUAUCCCUAGACGCCGUCAUCAUUUUUCUUUCUCCUGCAGCAAACACGCAUAGAUACC